UCUGACGUAUCUUUUGCUCGAUGCCAGGAUUUUUUAUCACAGCUGGCUGACGAGGUCGAAACACCAUGACGGAUAAUCAUACAGAUCCAAUGUCACGUUUAUUGAAACUUGCAAACAAAGUCAAUUGCUUUUAUCUAUCGGGGUUCCAUGCAGGUGAAUGUAGAGCCUUUGUCGUCGAUGGACAGCAAGUUGGACUUGUACGACCAGAUGUGAUGAAAGAGUUAUUAAAUCAUCCACAAGUAUUUCAAGUUGAUCCUGAAUAUGUACAACUAAAUCCUGCAUUCCGAGACUAUGCGGAAAGAAGUGCUCGUGUGGAAGAAGUACUACGAAAAUGGAAGGCGGAUGAAAAGUUUAUAACAUUACAUGGUUGGAGGGAAGAAUAUUAUGAAGUCCGUGCUCAAUUUAAUACGCAACCUUUAUUUAAAAUGGAUCGAUCUGCAACAUGUUUAUUUGGAAUUCGUAAAUACGGCGUUGAUAUAAAUGGAUAUGUUAUGGAUCCUAUAAAAGGUUUGUCAAUAUGGUUACAAAAGCGUAGUCCUAAUAAGCAAACAUGGCCCGGAUAUUGGGACAAUAUGGUCAGUGGUGGAUUAAGUGUUGGUUUUGGUAUUAAUGAAACUGCUAUAAAAGAAGCUGGAGAAGAAGCCAGUAUCCCUAAUAAUCUUAUUGAGAAAUUAAAAAGUGUUGGAUGUGUUUCAUUAUUCUUUGAAAGUGAAAGAGGAUUGUUUCCCAAUACAGAAUUUGUUUUUGAUCUUGAAUUGCCGCCAGAUUUUAUUCCAAGUAAUAGUGAUGGAGAAGUAGAAACUUUCGAAUUGCUUCCAGUAAAUGAAUGUUUAGAAAGGAUAGCUUCUACAAAUUUUAAAACUACAUCAGUACCAGUUGUACUUGACUUUUUGAUUAGACAUGGAUACAUUACUGCAGAGAAUGAGCCUAACUUCAUACAAAUUAUGGAACUCCUUCAUGUUCCACUGCAAACCAUGUACAAUCACCCUUUAAAAAAAUGUAAAAUUACUGCCAAUGGAGAAGCAACUGAGACUCUAGAAAAAAAAAGAGUUUAGGUUUAAUUAGAUAAUUACUUUCUGCAUGAUUUGACUAGUUGCUGAGGCAACUUAAGUUUUCGGUUUAAUUUGGAUUGGCUUUUAGUUUGAAUGCAUAAUUAUGUUAUUCUUUUAAACAAUCAGAAAUAUCUAUUUACCAAUUGUAUUUAUUUCAUAUUUUAAAUUUGUACCUUUGUCUUCACGAAAAAAAUUCAAUUCUGUUUUUCAAAAGUUAAAUGUUAAUGUGUAUUCUUUUAGGUUGAAUAUUGACUUGAAAGAUGUUUUUAAAUUAAUGAAAAUGUUAGAAAAUUAAAUUUGAUGACUAGCAAUACAAUUUUUAUAAAAUAUGUUAACAAACAAUGGUUUCCUUUGUUCUAAUUAGAAUUUCAUAUAUGUAGAAUUUUGCUAUUUUAAAUGUUUUUAUUUUCAUAGAAACCAUUAAAAUUAAAAUAUGUAAAAUAUUAAUUUGUUCAAUAAUUAAGAUCGCCCACAAAUUAACGUAUUUUAUUAACUUUUUAUCAUAUUUAUAACAUUAUAUUUUAAUAUAAAUUUGAUUAAUUUUAAUACAAUCAUAAAAUUGAUAUCCUUUUAUUGAAACCAAAGUGUUAUCAAUGCAGCAUUCCAAUGAACAAAUUUACUAUUAACAAAUUUAAGUAUUAAGUAAUUAACAUUUCAAUCCUUUUUCAAAUUUAAACUGACAUUUUCCGUUUCCAAAAAAUAAGUCCAUGUAUAAUGCUAUUGCAGAACAUCCUAAUACUUCAUAUAGAAUUAAGAUGAAAUCCAUUCACAGUAUUAUGAAAGUGAAUGUAUGAUAUAGCAUUUUUAUAUGUCAGAACUUCAAAGGCAGUUCAUGUGCAAAUAUGUGUUCUAUACCUGGACUUUACUAUUAAUAAAGAAUGAUAGAUUUAGCAUUUUCAUCUCACUUUUUUCAGAAAGGGAACAAAAAUAUUUGUAUUAUUUACCAUAUAGAUAGUCUAGAUAGAUUUUUAAUUGAACACCAAGUACUGCUGAAAUUCUGAUCGAAUUUAUAUUAGCGAAGAAUAAUUGACUGUACAAAUGAGAUGCACAAUUCUAUAGUAUAUUAUUUUCUUAUAUUAAUUAAAGCUAAAAAUGAUUUGUUUACAAGAAAGUAUAUCAUUGUCAAGCAAAGAAUUAUGAUCUGGAAUAUAUUAGAUUAUAAAUUUUUAUACCUUCAUUGCGCACAGUUUUUUUUCAAAGAUCUGCUCUAAUAUAAUUUUUAAUAGCAUUUACAAAUUUAAUACAGUCUCGAAACAUUGUGAUUAAGAUUAAUUGUUGUAAUAAAGCAUUUAUACAUGUAAUAA
Molecule: messenger RNA, 2356 nt
Organism: Polistes canadensis
Lineage: Eukaryota; Metazoa; Arthropoda; Insecta; Hymenoptera; Vespidae
Exons: 5
Coding region: 66-1055 (329 amino acids)
Molecular function (GO): 8-oxo-dGDP phosphatase activity
Source: RefSeq, a predicted model, not a curated record